This is a messenger RNA of Lineus longissimus, 2054 nucleotides long. RefSeq lists its product as uncharacterized. Gene Ontology annotation, cellular component: replication fork protection complex; nucleus. The record is from RefSeq and is a predicted model, not a curated record. Gene Ontology annotation, molecular function: DNA binding. Bases 60 to 1853 code for a protein of 597 amino acids. The transcript is spliced from 8 exons. NCBI's taxonomy places the organism in Eukaryota, Metazoa, Nemertea, Pilidiophora, Heteronemertea, Lineidae. Gene Ontology annotation, biological process: replication fork processing; DNA damage response; DNA replication checkpoint signaling.
AUUCAACACAUUUCCCUGUUCCACUGCAUCGAGCAAAAAUUGACUAAACAACCCCCAGGAUGGAGAGUAUUGACCUCGAUAUGGAUGAUCUCUUUGAUGUUCGUGGUGACAUUGAUGAGGAUGCAGCUUUUCCGCCAUCACCUACUGGAUUUGGAGACAACGAGGCUCCUGAGAGUGGUGGUGCUGGUGGUAGUGGUGGUGAAGGAGAAGAAAAUGAAGAGGGUGAAAUUCAAAGUCAAGUCAUCCAGAGGUUACGAGACAUGUCUAAAGGUGCAGGAAAACGAGUGAUAAGGAAUCCACAACCCAAGUUAGAUGCAGACAGGUUAAAUGGAGAUCGAGGGAUUGCUAUUCUUCCAAAAAUAUUCAAGGAUUUCAAGCUCAAAGGACCAGGGCAUGAGAUUGAUGAUCUAAAUGUCAUGAUGAGAAAGAUGGAACACUGGGCACAUCGCUUGUACCCAAAGAUGACCUUCGAUGAGGUGAUUGAGCGAGUCGAGAGACUAGGUGGGAAGAAGGCUGUACAGACGACCAUCAAGAAGAUUCGACUUGAUAUUCCAUUGCUGGACGAGGAAUUUGGUAACGGAGAAGAUGGCGAAAAGAAAUCUGGUGAUGAAGCGGACGAUCGGAAGGACGAAUCAGGCGAUAAGCUCGGAUAUCCAGAUGAGGUCGAUUUGAUUGAUUCCGAUGCUGAGAAUGUCCUUGAUGAGAUGAUACGAGAGGACUCCACAUUCACACAGCCUGUUACGGGUACUCCUGCUCGGAAAGAUAAACCACUCCCCUCAGAGCUGAGCACUCCUCGAGAUAGUGAACCAUCGACACCAAUUCUGUCGCAGACACCACAAUCCAAUACCAUAAAUGUCACAGCAGCUUCACCAGUUCUCACUGAUGAAGUAAAAGAGAGAAUAGAGCGAAAUAAACGAUUGGCCCUGGAGAGACGACAAGCUAGGCUGAAGGGACUGACGCCAGCUAAAACUGGUACUGUGUUGACCUCAGCCACACCAAGUAGUCAGGCUUCUCAAGUAGAAUUUAGUCAGCCUUCUCAAACUCUAAAGGAUUCUCAAUCCACGGAUACUGAGAUCCCAAAAGGAACUGAAAAGGAUGGUGAUAAAAAAUCGAAUGAUUUUCCCUCUGAGGAUCACAUGCACCUUUUUGUUGAUGCUACCAUGGACACCGAAAAUCAUUCAGGUGCUACAUGUGAGUCGAAAGAAAGUGGUUCAGAAGAGAAGCUUCAUUUGUUUGUUGAGGAAACUAUGGAAACUGAAAAGGAUAAAGAUGCUCAGUCAAAUGACUCUGUAGAAAAGGAUGUGCAAUUGUUUAUAGAGCCAACAAUGAAGACAGCAAAAAGUGAUGCUCAGCUAAAAAGUAGUUCUGAGGCUUUGCAUUUGUUUGUUGAGCCUACCAUUGAAACAGAUACAUGUGGUUCUCUCAAGGAGACAGAAUCUGAUCCUAUAGAAAGUGCUAUGGAUGAUGACCUUCACUUGUUCAUGGAGGAGACCGCAGCAACUGAAAAAGAGGAGCAGAUGAAAGACACUAAAGCUAAAGAAGGUGUUUUAGUGGCUCAUGAUUCAUUAGUAAAUGAAACUGAGCCACUGGGGGAAUCGGGGGAUUUCAAACGAAAUUCUGUGGAAAAGGAUGAGAAUGAAAUGACUGAAGGUGAACUGCAUUUAUUUCUUGGGGUAACUGAAUCUGUCAGUGGCAAUACUGAAAGCAGGGUUAGUGCUGGCUCUGUGGAGAAGUCUGACCAAGCAGUUGGCUCACAAAAUAUGACUGAUCAGGACGACGAUGAAGAUGAGCUGCGUCUGUGUAUUGAUUCAACUGAGGAGAGCCAGGAGGAAGAAAUGGACACUGGUGUUUAGCUAUAGUGAUCCAUGAAAUAGUACCCUCAUUUGAUAGUGUCUGAGGCUUCUGGAGAGCCACUCUCCUCAUGGUUGUGACUUUGUUCUGAUCUCCACAUUGUCAGUUCUUGCAUCAUGAUUGAGACAAUACAUACAACCUGUCUUCUCUGGAGAAACUUUUGGUACAUACAUUGUAUGCAUGCUACUCCUUGUAUCAAUGAA